AAUAAUGUAACUUUCAUAUUAUAUAUGUGGCACAACUGUGAACCGCAACUUUAUGUCCAUUCAAGAAUGAAUAAAAUAUAAAACAAAGAGGACUCUAAUUUUUACAUAUUGUUUUUUUUUUUUUUUUUCUCCAAUAAAGUCUCACUUGUACAGAAGUACCUUCAAAUAAUUUGUCUUUUUAUUUUUUGUUGGUAAACCAAAUAAAUUAUCUUACACCUCAAUUUUUCUCUUCCAACUCAAAAACUUUAGACUAACAGCAACCAAUCUCUUUAAGCAAGCCAUCACCAAAUUUAGGCCAAAACUGGAGAAAAAAGAAAGCUUAUCAUGUUUCUUGGUGGUUGGAAGAAGAAGUAGUGCAAAGGAAAAUUCUUGAAGAGACCAAAAAAAAAAAAAAAAUGGUUUGGGAAUCAAGAAAGUGGGUGAUACUCCUAGCAUCAAUAUGGAUACAAGCAUUCACUGGGACAAACUUUGACUUCUCAUCAUACUCAUCUGAUCUCAAAUCUGUUCUUGAUAUAACACAGCUUCAGCUGAAUUAUCUAUCAGUGGCAUCAGACAUGGGAAAAGCAUUUGGAUGGUGUUCUGGGAUUUCACUCAUGUAUUUCCCUUUGUGGGUGGUUAUGUUCAUGGCUGCUUUCAUGGGACUUGUUGGUUAUGGCCUUCAAUGGCUUGUCAUUAUGAGACUCAUCACCUUGCCUUAUUUUGUGGUCUUUUUUCUAUGCUUGAUUGCUGGUUGUAGCAUCUGUUGGUUCAACACCAUCUGCUAUGUCUUAUGUGUGAAACAUUUUGCAGCAAACCGUUCACUUGCAUUAUCAUUAAGUAUUAGUUUCAAUGGUGUAAGUGCAGCUUUGUACACUCUCCUUGCCAAUGCAAUAAACUCAAGUGAUGACACUCUUUAUCUCUUACUCAAUGCCAUUGUUCCUGUACUCAUUUCUUUACUAGUACUCUUCCCAAUUCUCCACCAACCACAGCCUCAACCACAUUCUGCUGAUACCCUUCAAAGGGAUUCCUUGGUUUUUCUCUGCCUCAACAUCCUUGCCAUUGUUACAGGCCUCUACCUCCUCUUCCUAUAUUCCUUCUCUUCUAACAGCGCCACCAUGGCUCGUGUUAUCCUUGCAGGUGCCAUUUUCCUCCUUGUACUACUCUUGUUCUUGCCUGGCAUUGUGUAUUCUAGAGAAUGGUCUUGCUUAACUUUCCCAACAAGCUUUUCCCUAUACAAUUCAAGGUUCAAUGUUAUUGACCCUGAUGACCAUGAUCAUGAUCUUCACAAAGAACUCAUUGGUGAUGAGGACAAUGCAAGGAAUGGCAAUGCUCAAAGUAUAAGAGAAAAGAAGUGUUGUUUUGUGAAUGUGUUGGAGAGAGAGCAGAUUACAACGCUAGGGGAAGAGCAUUCAAUAAGGUUGCUAAUGCGUAGAUGGGACUUUUGGUUAUACUACAUUGCAUAUUUCUGUGGAGGAACAAUUGGUUUGGUUUACAGCAACAACUUGGGACAAAUUUCACAAUCACUUGGACACAGUUCUCAGACUAGCUCUAUUGUCACACUUUACUCCACAUUUUCCUUCUUUGGUCGCCUUCUAGCAGCUGCACCUGACUUCUUGAGCGGGAAGAUACACUUUGCAAGAACUGGAUGGUUUGCAGCAGCCCUGGUUCCAACACCAAUUGCAUUCAUUUUGUUGGCCAUAUCUGGCAGUGAAACAGCAUUGCACAUAGGAACCAGCUUGAUUGGGCUAAGUUCUGGCUUUGUGUUUUCUGCAGCAGUAUCUAUUACAUUAGAGCUAUUUGGCCCAAACAGUGUUGGUGUGAACCACAAUAUCCUCAUCACCAACAUUCCUUUAGGCUCAUGUCUUUAUGGCCUUCUUGCAGCUUUGAUUUAUGACUCCAAUGCAACAAUGAACCCAACAAAGCACACAACAACAACAUGGCUGCGUGAAAUGUCCAUGUGCAUGGGGAGGCAGUGCUACUUUCAGACAUUUAUAUGGUGGGGUUGCAUUUCAGUCAUAGGAUUGGUUUCAAGCUUCUUGCUUUUCAUGAGGACUAGAAAGGCUUACGACAAUUUUGAAAAAAUUGAAAAUAGGAAUAGAAUGUAAAAGGGAAUGGAUCCUCUCAAUGUGACAUGAACUCGUGUGAGAGGAUAUCAAAUGUCCAAAUACAAAUUAAUAAUUAUUACUUUUUACUCUUUAUUUUAAUACAUUCUCUGGUCAUGGUUAAUUUGUAGUAAAUGUAAAAUCUUCUCAGAUGAUCUUAUGUUAUAUGAGAGAUCCAUUCUCUAACGUAUACAAAGAAUAUUGUACCAUGCUCAAUGUAAUAGGAUCAAUCACAAAUACCAAAAAUAGGAUAUGAUAUUUAUCUCUACUCUUA
Messenger RNA from Gastrolobium bilobum, 2355 nucleotides. Its product is annotated as protein NUCLEAR FUSION DEFECTIVE 4-like. The transcript is spliced from 3 exons. NCBI's taxonomy places the organism in Eukaryota, Viridiplantae, Streptophyta, Magnoliopsida, Fabales, Fabaceae. The coding region runs from base 396 to 2084 and encodes 562 amino acids. The record is from RefSeq and is a predicted model, not a curated record. Gene Ontology annotation, cellular component: membrane.